AUGCGAAAGACAGCACUUUUGCUUGUGCGUCUUCCAAAGUCACGCCGACCACGUGAGAGACCGUGGGAGGUUUUCAAUACGCGUGACUUUGGAUUUAGUGAGGGAUCGCAGAACUACAGCAUGUGGCUUUUGACCGCCUCAACAUGCGCGGCGCUGCUUCUGUUUGAGGGCUAUCAACAAACUUUGCGCAUCUUGGGGCGCGGCGACACGUGUCCUGCCUGUGACGCAGCACGUGAACAUUACAGACAGCGCGUUUCUGACAAGGAGCGCGAGGUUCAAGAAGUGUCCCAUCGUAUCGGUCGCGUGUGA
This is a messenger RNA of Trypanosoma cruzi, 309 nucleotides long. RefSeq lists its product as uncharacterized. Lineage: Eukaryota; Euglenozoa; Kinetoplastea; Trypanosomatida; Trypanosomatidae. The record is from RefSeq and is a predicted model, not a curated record. The transcript has a single exon. The coding region runs from base 1 to 309 and encodes 102 amino acids.